Leishmania mexicana MHOM/GT/2001/U1103 is the source of this 471-nucleotide messenger RNA. RefSeq lists its product as hypothetical. Lineage: Eukaryota; Euglenozoa; Kinetoplastea; Trypanosomatida; Trypanosomatidae. The transcript has a single exon. The record is from RefSeq and is a predicted model, not a curated record. Bases 1 to 471 code for a protein of 156 amino acids.
AUGACCACAUCGUACUCUGCAGGCGGGGCGACUAGCACGGCCGCUGUUGUCCCCUUCAACUAUCUGCGCCUCAAGCGGCAUCGCCGAACGAUCUUCUUGUACUGCGACUUUCAGCAGGACACUGUGCAGGCCAUCAAGGAGCGUAUCGAGAAGCUGACGAGCCGCACCUUCUACACCAUGUGCCUCUACUACGGCGCCCAGCGCCUCAGCGACGAGUCGACGCUAUUCAGCACUGGCAUCUCCGAAGAUGGCACGGAGCUGUGGAUUGCCUACUCGAAGGGCAAGACGGUCGAGGGCGAAACAAUCUGGGAGGAUGUCGAAGAGGCGAUGGUGCCAGUUGCCACUGCUGCGCCGGCGGUAGCGCCCGAGAACACCGGUGAGUCGCACGCAGGCACCACUUGUGGCGCUGAGGGACAGGCUGCGGGACAGCAUUCUGUCACCAUCACCGAUAACAUCGAGGUAAUCCUGUAG